This is a messenger RNA of Armigeres subalbatus, 1325 nucleotides long. RefSeq names its product U5 small nuclear ribonucleoprotein 40 kDa protein. The transcript has 2 exons. The record is from RefSeq and is a predicted model, not a curated record. Lineage: Eukaryota; Metazoa; Arthropoda; Insecta; Diptera; Culicidae. Gene Ontology annotation, molecular function: RNA binding; protein binding. Bases 153 to 1211 code for a protein of 352 amino acids. Gene Ontology annotation, cellular component: catalytic step 2 spliceosome.
ACUGUGGCAACUCCAACCAAACAAAACAGAUCUUUUGUGUGUCGGGCGCGUCGUGUUCAAAUUUGUUUAAAACUUUUGCAUACAAUUUGCAAUUUUAUAUUAAACACAUCCCAUAUUUUACAGCAUAAUUUGUGAUUUCAAACUAAAGAACCAUGUCGUUGGUCGCCCAAAAGCGUCCAUCGGACGCUCUUGUCCCUGUUUCCCAGAAUAAGAAAUCCAGAUCGGAUCUAAUGACUUAUACGGCAAAGGAUAAACAGUUGAUGGAACAAAACCAGGAUGUUGAAAGAACUUCCAAUUUACUUGCACCAAUUAUGCUGCUGGAAGGCCACGGGGGGGAAAUAUUCUCCACCGAAUUUCAUCCCGAAGGACAACACCUAGUGUCGACGGGAUUCGACCGACAAAUCUUCCUCUGGAACGUUUACGGUGAAUGCGAGAAUGUCGGAAUGAUGUCGGGCCAUACCGGAUCCGUGAUGGAGGUACACUUUUCGCCAGAUGGAAGCAAUUUGUAUAGCUGCAGUACGGACAAGAUAGUAGCGGUUUGGGACGUGCCCACUUGUACCAGGAUUCGGAAACUGAAGGGGCAUUCCCACUUUGUGAAUAGUUGCAGCGGUGCACGUCGUGGCCCAAACCUGAUUGUGUCCGGAGCGGAUGAUUCCACCAUCAAAGUCUGGGAUGCAAGGAAGAAACACGUGCUGCACACUUUCGAUAAUGGCUACCAGGUCACGGCAGUUUGCUUCAGCGAUACAUCCGAGCAAAUUAUUUCCGGGGGCAUUGACAACGAAAUCAAAGUUUGGGACAUUAGGAAGAAGGAAGUCAUCUAUCGUUUAAGAGGACAUACGGACACCAUUACGGGCUUGUCACUGUCCCCGGAUGGUUCUUACAUACUGAGCAACUCCAUGGACAAUACGCUUCGCAUUUGGGACGUCAGGCCAUAUGCACCACCCGAGAGGUGUGUUAAGGUCCUUAAUGGCCACCAGCAUAACUUUGAGAAAAAUCUACUCAGAUGCGCGUGGUCUCCGGAUGGAUCAAGGAUUAGCAGUGGCUCUGCAGAUCGAUUUGUUUACAUAUGGGAUACAACAUCCAGACGAAUUCUCUACAAGCUGCCGGGACACAACGGAUCCGUAAACGACGUUGAUUUUCAUCCAAAUGAACCCGUCGUCGUUUCCGCAUCAAGUGAUAAAACUUUGUAUUUGGGAGAAGUCGAAUACUAAUUGACUACAGACUGAUAAAUAACAUUGAUGCAUUUUAGAAAAUGUUUCAUUGCUAGAAAAUCAGUAAUUGCGAAUAAAACCUCUUAUAUGUUUACACUUAAAAACUUAAUUAAA